AUUCUUUAUAUCAGCACGCCAUAUUAAUCUUUCAUACAUUUGUCUUAUCAAUUCUCCUUUUUUAUUUGCUUCCUUGACUGUCUUCUUUUGGAUGCUUUUCAAUCAUUUUUUCUUUUUUAUUAUUGCAAAAUAAAGUCGUCUCUUUUGUUCCAAAUAUCAUCUUCCAGAAUCAAAAUGGUUGCAGAAGAGCAAUUCGACCUCUUCUCCUCGCUCCGGUACGACCCGGCUCUUCUUCAUUGCGAGGCCAAUUCACAAUUAUAUGGCCUAACUUUCCCCAAUGCAUUUUAUAUGCUGCCAUAUCACCGAGAUCGGAUGCUUUCUGCGGCAACGCACUUUGGCUGGCCGCAGGCUAUCAAAACGCUUGAUGCAGAGAAGGGAUUGACUUCCCUCUACGAGGUCUUGUCCGCACAAGUCAACGAGUAUUACUCUGGAAAAAGCAUUCAUGAAAAUGAGAGAACACCGCUAAAGGUCCGCGUAUUGCUCGCCGAAACUGGGAAGCUCACAGUUGAACUGAGCCCGACACCAGCAGUAACACUGCAGGACUUGUACCCGAAAGAUCUCAAACUACACGACACCUUUGUAGGAUCCUCCAAGACCGGCGGAGCCCUACAAGUCGGAAGUGGGACCAGCGCUAUCAGCGGCCUGCAACCAUGGGAUAUAAUAAUUGAUUCUCAACGCACUGAUCCUACGCCUUUUACUAGUUUCAAGACGACAGCGCGAGCCAUGUACUCUGGCGCACGUGAGCGAGCGGGAAUCAAAUCAUUCCAGGACAAAGCAGAGGUCGUGCUGAUCAACCCCAAUGGUGAGGCAAUGGAGGGAAGUUUGACUAGCGUUUUUUUUUACCGGGGAGGUAGAUGGGUCACGCCGCCUGUGGAAUCGGGCGGGCAGGUCGGUACCACUAGGAGAUGGUUGCUGGAACAGAGACAAUGCGAGGAGGAAGUGGUUGAUAUAAAGAGUAUAAAGGAGGGAGAGGAAUGCUAUAUCAGCAACGGGGUCAGAGGAUUGACUUGGGGAAGAAUAAAGGCUACAGCGGCAUGAAGUAUUUGCACGUGCCCAGAUGAAAUCUUUACAGCUAGACCUGCAUGAGCGAUGGAUAUUCCAAUAAAGCAU
Xylona heveae TC161 is the source of this 1110-nucleotide messenger RNA. RefSeq names its product D-aminoacid aminotransferase-like PLP-dependent enzyme. Bases 175 to 1038 code for a protein of 287 amino acids. The transcript has 2 exons. Lineage: Eukaryota; Fungi; Ascomycota; Xylonomycetes; Xylonales; Xylonaceae. The record is from RefSeq and is a predicted model, not a curated record. Gene Ontology annotation, molecular function: catalytic activity.